Cordyceps militaris CM01 is the source of this 1110-nucleotide messenger RNA. RefSeq names its product conidiophore development protein hymA. Bases 1 to 1110 code for a protein of 369 amino acids. The transcript is spliced from 4 exons. Gene Ontology annotation, biological process: intracellular signal transduction. Lineage: Eukaryota; Fungi; Ascomycota; Sordariomycetes; Hypocreales; Cordycipitaceae. The record is from RefSeq and is a predicted model, not a curated record. Gene Ontology annotation, molecular function: protein serine/threonine kinase activator activity.
AUGUCGUUCCUGUUUGGUCGAGCCCGGGCUCGUACCGCAGCCGAUCUCCCGAAACAAGCUCGCGAACAUGUCCUGAAGCUCGAUGGCCCUACCGGCACGGCAAAAGCGGAAGAGCUGUCUCGCGUUCUUGCGCAAAUGAAGGUGAUAUUACAAGGCACGCAAGAAACUGACAGCUCACCGGAACAAAUAUAUCAACUUGUCACUGGAAUGAUAGAUGAAGAUCUCCUCCACUUAUUAGCCGUCAAUCUUCAUCGCUUGCCCUUCGAAUCGCGAAAGGAUACUCAAGUCAUCUUCUCAUACGUGUUUCGAUUUCGUCCCGCGGCGGCGGCUCCAAAGAGUGACCCAAUAGCUCUGUCAUACGUCGUUUGCAAUCGCCCACAGGUCCUUGUAGAGCUGUGCCGUGCCUACGACCAUAAAGAGAGCGCAACUCCCGCUGGAUCAGUGCUCCGUGAACUGCUGAAAAACGAAGCCGCAGCUGCUGUCAUUCUCUAUGAUGACGGCGAUGCGCCGGGAUCUAGUGCAAAAGGUCUAAACGCUAUCGACAGGGAUCGACCCCAGAGCGGACGGGGCAUUUUCUGGAAGUUUUUUGACUGGAUCAACAAGAGCUCUUUCGAAGUCGCUGCUGACGCCUUUACAACAUUCCGGGAGCUUUUAACUCGACACAAAGACCUCGUUCCACGAUAUCUCUCUGCAAACUUCGAGCUUUUCUUCGACAAAUACAAUAAUACACUCGUUCAAUCGAAUAGCUACGUUACGAAGCGUCAGUCCAUCAAGCUGCUCGGCGAGAUCUUAUUAGACCGCUCCAACUACAGUGUCAUGACGGCAUAUGUCGAUAGUGGCGAGCAUUUGAAAAUAUGCAUGAACCUGCUUCGAGACGACCGAAAGAUGGUCCAGUACGAAGGUUUCCAUGUUUUCAAAGUAUUCGUCGCCAAUCCCCAUAAGUCUUUGCCGGUCCAGAAAAUACUUCUGAUGAAUCGUGAUAAACUCUUGACCUUUCUAUCCCAUUUCUUGGAGGACAGAACAGACGACGAACAAUUCAUUGACGAGCGAGAAUUUUUGAUCAAGCAAAUUAGAAAUAUGCCACCAACACCAGUAUCUUCACAGCGAUAG